GGUCUGACGGUUGUUGAAGAUGUGGAACGACGCACAGCUCCCCUACGGCAACGAUAGACAUUCUGAGCAUGGUCCUAAUCUAAGGAAUGACAGCGGGAGAGGUGGACGUAGAGGCGGACUCAGACGACAGGGACGGGGAGCUAUAACGGGUAUAGAUGGUGGUAGACUGGACAGAAGAGAGGACAGUCAUGACAGAAGGAAUCGGGGAAGAUCGCGCACAAGGGACGGAUCCCGAGACAGAGGAGACGCCGAAAAUCCCGGGAGAUUCAGGGGAGAUCAAUUUGCAAGAGGUAGAAGAGAUGGAGAAAGGGGGAGAGGUGGAGGGCAGGGUAGGCCUGAUGUAAGAGAGAGAGACGCGAGAGGCGAUGAUGACAAAAGAGGCCCAUUCCGCCAUCGUCACGGUGACAGACAACAGGAUGGACAACGAGGAACUCCUGCAAGAGGUCGGGGUCAAAGAGGGGGCCACGUGGAUAACGCAUCUAGAUCUACAAGACAUGGUUACCGGACAGAUGAAAAUACUAGACACGGACAGUCCCAGGGUAGAUUCUCCAAGAACCAAGGCAACUUCAGACCUCUUAGUUCUAGACUUCUAAUGGAAAUUCUCGAGAAAGACCCUUCCGAGGCUGCUACUGAGCUCGGGUCCCUUAAAGGAAACCUUCAAGCUGGUCUGAAUGACGACUCGAUAGAUGAAAUACGUCAACACCUCUUUUGGAAGGCUCUAGCAUUCAUUUGUGGAGCUCUAGGUGCGGACCAAACAGUGACCAUGCUCCUCACAAUGACACUUGACUCAAAGCUAUGUCGUCAGCAUUUACUCACGUUUAUGACUAAGCUUAGGCGUCAUGGAGAGCAAAUCGGUGAAAGACGAUCGACCAUGUUAAAUAAUGUUUUCACUGUCUUUCUCUCAGCGAUGCAAAGUUUGCCAAGCCGUGCGUCUGAUCUCAAAGUCGCUGUCACACUAAUUUCCGACGCUGUAUCAGAAAUGGAUGAAGAUGAAAGACGGAAUGAGCUUAUGAAGUCAAUAAAGAUGUUGAGCAGUCACAUUGAGGAUAUUGAAAAGGAGAGAGAGAAAAAGCGACAGAUGGACCGAAUUUCAAAGAACCCACCCCCUGACGAUUUUCGCCAGCAAAACAUUCUUCCUACCGUCAAGGAAUUGCAACCUGGAUAUCAACCAUUUCUUCGUCCUCACCUAACAAGAGGAGUGUAUGCCGAUGUAGACCACUACCUGGACGUUCAAUUCAGACUCUUAAAGGAAGACUUUAUUUACCCUCUCCGCAAUGGGAUAUCUGAGUACCUAACUUUCAAGAAAGCUAAUCCUGAUAGGAGGGCCAAAAUUCAGGAUGUGCGCAUCUAUGAGGAAGCUCGGUUUGAUAAAUCCGUCCGCGACUUCUCGGGAAUAUCCCACUACAUGGCUUUCAAGAAGUUGCCCCGAGUCCGAUGGAACUCAACAAAGCGGCUCAUGUACGGAUCACUGCUUAUCCUCUCAACAGAUGAUUUCAAAUCGUACAUAUUUGCUACAGUCGCCAAAAGGGAUGUUGAAGAUCUAGAGAAAGGACUGGUAGCAGUAACACUGGUCGACCAAGAAGAUGCAUCUUGUCUCCAAAAUAAGACUUUUGUAAUGGCAGAAUCAUCUGUCUUCUUUGAAGCCUAUCGUCCAGUUCUCCUAGGACUCCAGCGUAUGUCUGGUCAUUCCUUGCCAUUUUCAAGAUAUACUUUGAGUAUGUUAAGUGAUAUAAAGCCACCUGACUACCUAAUAGAAUGUAUAAUUACUGAAGAUGGCGACAUGAUACAAGAGAAAAGAAGCAUCGAUAUCUCGCCAUUGCUGAAACGUACGCAACGGUGCUGUCAAAAAGUUGAUGUUCUUUGUGAUGGUGCUUGGCCUGAUUUGGACGACGUACAGCUCGAUCAUUCACAAUACGAAGCAGCAAAGGCGGCUCUCACUAAAGAAUUGUCUAUCAUACAGGGUCCUCCAGGUACUGGCAAGACCUACAUUGGUCUUAAGAUUGUGGAAACCCUUCUACGUAACAGAAACAUCUGGUCAAGUGACGAAGACCCUGGCCAAAUUUUGCUCGUUUGCUACACCAAUCAUGCUCUCGAUCAAUUUCUGGAAGGGAUCUUAAAAUUCCAUGACGAUGGCAUCGUGAGAGUUGGGAGUCGAAGCAAGAGUGAGCAGUUACAAGCCUUCAAUCUGAAUCGUUUGGUUGGUCGGAGAGUACGGAAUAAUGAAGAGUACGUUCAACGAAGGGUUCGUCAUGUAAAGAAAGAAGUUGACGCUGCAAAGAGACGUGUGGAGAGAACGCAAGCUAGGAUAGAGGGUGCAAGACAUGGGAUCAUCAACGAGUACGAACUAGGUCAGUUCAUGUCAUGGAAGCUUUACGAUAGCCUCCUGCGGCUUUCUCAUAUGAAACGGUCAAACUCCUGGAUGGUAGAGUGGCUACUAUGUGAAUGUCACAACGAUAGAGAUUGGAACCCAUAUGGGCAGAGUGAUAAACGCCAGGAGGAGGAGGAGGAAGAAAAGAUCCCAAUUCACGAUCCUGCUGAACAUAAAACCACAGUCGAUGUAGAAUAUGAGCGCAGUGCCAUCGAGUCUGAAAGAAUGAUUGAUGACGAAUAUGACGAAGAGGACUCUGACGGCGAGGAAGAGGAAGACUAUCCAUUUCUCGGCUUUGACUUGCAUCUUUUGGACAAGCCAGAUCAACGUAUUUUAAAGAGGUUCAUCCAAAAGAAACUCUCCGGUAAAGACGUUCUCGACCCACGAAUCGUUCUAUCGAUUAAGGAUGUUUGGACCAUGCAUCCAAAUGACCGAUGGGCACUGUAUCAUGUGUGGAUGAAAAGCUAUCUUGAAAUGUUGAACGGAAAGCUACCAUCUUAUGAACUCAAAUUCAAGCAACUUUGUGGACAGCUCGAUGAGGCAAAAGAUGUAGAGAAAUACCAUGUUCUUCGAGAGGCGACUAUAAUUGGUAUGACUACAACUGGAGCAGCUAAUCACCAACAGGUUCUACAGAGAGUCAGACCAAAGAUCGUAGUUGUAGAGGAAGCUGCUGAGGUACUUGAGGCACACAUUGUCACAGCAUUGAAUGCAUCAUGUCAACAACUCAUUCUUAUUGGAGAUCAUCAGCAACUUCGACCGAAACCGAAUGUGUAUCUAUUGGCUAAGAAGUAUCACCUGGACGUAUCAUUGUUUGAAAGACUUAUCAACAAUGAAUUCCCCUACUCUCAGCUUGAGCUCCAACAUCGCAUGCGUGUUGAGCUAUCGGAUCUAAUGAAAAGGCACUUCUACGACAAUCUUCACGACCAUGAAAGUGUGAAGCAAUACGACAGUGUCGAAUCAGUCCAAAAGGAUAUCUUCUUUCUAGAUCAUGCAGAAACAGAAAAUGAGAUGGAAGAUACACAAAGUCACUUCAAUCUCCAUGAAGCCAGAUUCAUUGUAGCUUUGUGCUACUACUUUCUGCAGCAGGGGUAUCAACCUGGUCAGAUUACAAUCUUAACAGCUUAUACCGGUCAGCUGCUAAAAAUAAAACAAAUGAUGGAUCGUAGCAAGUUUGAAGGAGUCAAAGUAACUUCAAUAGACAAUUACCAGGGAGAAGAAAAUGAUAUCAUCCUACUAUCGUUUGUGAGGAGUAACAACCAUGGACAUAUUGGAUUCUUGGGGAUUUCCAACCGAGUCUGUGUUUCCCUAUCAAGAGCGAAGAAAGGAUUGUACUGCGUUGGAAACUUCACUCUCUUUGCAGAAAAGAGUGAACUAUGGAAAGGAAUCGUAAAUGAUCUAAAAUCAUGGGGAUAUAUUGGUGAUUCCUUGACAUUGCAGUGUAGCAAUCAUCCGGAUGAGAUGACGUCGGUGAAAACCGAUGAUGACUUCAAGAAAGUACCUCUAGGUGGAUGUAACAGAGACUGUGAAACAAGAUUGAACUGUGGGCACGUUUGUCGAUUGAAGUGCCACCCUACCGAUCUUGACCAUCUGAUAUACAAAUGUAAAGCGCCUUGCUCCAAAGUAAUAUGUGAAAGAAACCACACUUGCCCAAAGCGCUGCUCAGAUAUUUGCCCAAAUUUCUGUUCAGUAAAGGUGGACAAAGAACUACCCUGCCAUCACUGGUGUAACACUGAAUGCAUGACGGAUAUUUGGUCGAUCGUGUGUGAGGAAAUGAUCGAAAAAACUUUGACGUGCUCACACGUUCGUAUUCUUCCAUGCCACACACCAACGGCGGGACUUGAGAGCGAGUGUGAAGUCAUCAUCAACAAGCAAUUGUACUGUGGGCACAAAAAGACAGAGAAGUGUAAUGGAAGCGGGCGAUGCGAUGAAUUAGUCUUGAAAGUUCUGGAAUGUGGCCACUCCUGUGAAGCAAAGUGCCAUAAAGAUUCAAAGAACAUCAGAUGUAAAGUAAAUGUUGAGAAAACACUACCAUGUGGACAUACACACACUCUUCUCUGUUCUGCAAGUAUUAGAGAUUUGAUGUGCAACACGAUUACCAGAAAAAUGCUUCCAUGUGGACACGAAAUCAUAGAAAAGUGUUUUCACAAUUCUAAAUGCCCAGAACUUGUCGAGAAAACAUUGCCAUGCGGUCACAAAUUGGAGAUGAAGUGUUCGACUGAAGUUGAUGCAGUGGUGUGCGAGGCAAAGUGUAGUAAGAAGCUUCCAUGUGGCCACAGUUGCAAGAAAAAGUGUGGAAAAGAGUGCACGGAGAUCUGCAAAGAGAAGGUCACCAGGCAUGACUUUCCCUGUGGUCAUGAAGUAACCGUGAGAUGCUGCGAUGGACCAGAUGAAUGCCCCUUCACUUGCGAUGAGAUGCUAAUAUGUGGUCAUAGAUGCAAAGGGACUUGUGGGGAAUGCUCUCAGGGUCGUUAUCACCUACCCUGCAAAGAGACAUGCAAGAAAAGGCUCAUAUGCGGACAUGAAUGCGCCCUCAAAUGUGGAGCACCGUGUCUUUCCUGUAAGAAGAAAUGUCUUCGGCGCUGCCGUCACUCGCAGUGCAAACAUCCUUGCAAUGAGCCAUGUGAACUUUGUAUGAAGCGAUGCAACUGGAAAUGUGAUCACUACGAGUGUAAGAAGCUGUGCUUCGAGCCUUGUGACAGACCUCCAUGUAUCAAGCCCUGUCCAAAGAAAAGAAAAUGUGGUCACCCUUGUAUUGGUCUGUGUGGUGAAAUCUGCCCAAACAAAUGUCGCAUCUGCCACAAAGAUGAUUCGGCGCUUCGCUUCUUUGGGACGGAGAACAUAGAAACGUCAAGGUACAUUCAGUUAGAAGAUUGUGGACAUUGUUUCGAGGUAGAAGGGCUAGACAGGUUCCUUGGACUUGGCACAAAGACCGAUACAACAGAUGCCUUUACCAAAUUAUCGGUAAAAGCAUGUCCAAGAUGUGAAAAACCCAUUCAGCUAAGCCGUCGUUACACCAGUCUCCUUAAGGAAUCACCAACAAUCAAGCAUCGGAUCAUCGAAAAGCUAAAGGGUGCUGGCAAUGAAGGGUACACACACCUCUAUGAUAAAGUUAACUCGUCCGUUUCAUUGGCACGCGAAACAAUUCUGGUUCUCUUAACCAGGCCUGCCUCAAGUAGGAUGUCACUUUUCAUGAAUUUGAGGAGUACUCAUUCAGCGAUUGACCGCCCAUUCGUCAAGGAACUUCGAAAUCUACUACAGGUUGCGGCAGAUGAACUUGCCGUUCGUGUCAAGUCUUCUCCGAGUACACUAGUAGAUCAGCGCGAGAGCGACCUCUGGAAAGAGAUGCAUCGGGUAACAGUCAUGUGUGACUUAGCCAAGGUAUUGAUAAAUAACCCAACUCAGACAGAUGAUAUACCCAGACUGAUUGUUUUCCUUAAACUGGGCAAGGAUAUGAACUUGGCCCACUCCCUACUCAAGGAUAUCAGCAGGGCGAACGGUUACAGUCGUACCCUUACUGAACUGACCGAUUUCAAACCCAACUCGCCUCUUUCUCUCGACGCAUCCAUGUGGUUCGUAUGUACCAGUGGACAUCUCGUUCCAAAUCGCCAAAUCAAGAAGGGACCUUGCGAUGAUUGCGUUAAUAGGAAACUGGUCGAGGAAACAUUACUUGCAGAGGCUUCUUCCAAUGCAGAUCAUCAUGGUUAUCCAAGACAGAAUGUAUCCGGCCAACGGGGUUUUCAUGACCAGCAUUUCCAGCGGGGUAGGGGACGAGGGCGUGGAAGGAGAGGCAGAGGAAGGAGGGGUGGACAAAGAGGAGGCCGCGGUCAAAGAAACUACAACCCGUACUUUCUUUGAAACAUGCAAAUUGCGGUGUAAACUUUCAUUUGGGACUUUCUGAUAUUUUAAGAAUUCAUCUUGAGAUGUUGAUCUGUUAAAACCUAGAAAACUUUAUACGAAUUAGAAUUCUACUAAACCUUACAAUGGAUGGUUUAUUGGACAGUGGAAUUCACGCUAAGGCCCAUUAUUGUCUAAAUUCGGUUGUUUUUAUUGUUAUGUUGAUUUUGAAUUCAAAGUACAAUAGUCAGGUGCCAGGCAUACUGACGUAAUGUAUCUCACUGAUCAAAUAAUGCUAGCGCGAAGCGCGUGCUGAAAUUUUUUGAUAUUCAAAAUGUUGUAAUCACAAUACGUACCUGUCUCGCUAAACAAACAAUACGAGCGCGAAGCUCGAGCUGAAAUGUUUGUAUAUAUUGACCUCUAACAGGAACAAUUUAGGGACAAUGAUUUAGGAGUAUACAUAUCUCACCAUAGUCAUCUAAUGCGAGAGCCAACCGCUUGCUGAUUUUGUUAGAAUUACAUCUUAACACAUGAAGCACUUUUUCAGUCAUUGUAACCAUGAUUAUCAUUCGCAUCUCACUCAUAAAAUAUUGCGAGCGCGAAUCGCGAACUGAAAAUUUAGGAAAUUCAGACCUGAAGAGGGGCAUUCUAAAGCUUGUUUGUAGGAAUUCACCAAGACCAUACGUAUAUACUUGUGGAAGCGUCGUGGUCUAGCGGUUCUGACUCUCGCCUUUUAAACAGAGGGUCGUAUGUUCGAAUUCCACCGCGGCCAGCGUCCUUUGGCAAGGCGUUAUUCCACACUUUGCCACUCUCGACCCAGGUGUUAAAUGGGUACCCGGUAGGAUGUGAACGUCAAUGUGAUUAAAUUGACACGUGUGCACUGAUAAACGGUUGCCUGGCCAGGAUACUCCCCAGGGAGUGGAGAUGGGUACUUUAUGUGUGGAACUGUGCUGGAUCCUAUGACCGGGGUAAUAAAUGUAACUAUUAUUGCUAUUAUUAUUAUCACUAUCAUUUCACUAACCAAAUGAUGCGAGCGCGAAGCGCGAGCUGAAAAUUUUAAUAUUCAGAUUAUAAAAAAGGGACAUUUUAAGGACUGAUUUUAGGAAUUCAUGAAGAGCAGACAUAUCUCACCAAUCCACUUAUGCGAACGUAAGAACGGACAGGAUAUGUUUUGUAUUAAGACAUUACUAAUAGGGCAAUCACUUUAAGUGGUAAUGAAUAAGAAGCUUAUGUCAUUAUAUAAACAGUAACUUGAAGUGCGAUGAAAUUUAUUUUGUGUAUAUUGACUUGAAAACGGCAGAUUUUAGCACAACAUGAUUAUAUAUCCCGUUAAACAGACAAUGCGAGCACCAGGAACAAUGAAUAUAUAGGCCCUGAGUAAAUUAUGUUUCAUAAAGUUAUGAAAAACAUGUUUCUUAUGUAAUAUAACAAACAUAAUUAAAAUAUAACAUUAUAAUGAACAAUAAUUUCUUCUUCCCCACCACGUUUCUCUUCCUUUCUCCCUCUUUUUCUCAUUUUCCCGGUUUUUUUUUUUCGCCAGCCGUAUAGAUACGCCACUUACUUUAUGUUAAUCAAUAUUUUCAGAAAUGUCAAUUUUCACUUCUACGAGAGUGCGGAAUAAGCGAAAUCCAUUAUCUCGAACAAACGAGUGGUGGAUUUGCUCUUUUUAAUUUCCAGAGUGGAUUUAAAAGGGAAUAAAAUGAUGUAACCAUUGCCCAUUUGGUUUUUCACAUUUAGCUAUUGGUUCAUAUAUAUUGUAUAUAAGUAUAUUCAUCCACUAUCCAAAUUGAAGGUUUUAUCAUUGUAUAUACAUACAAAUAUGAAACAUAAAUGGUAUGAUAAUGACCAUUUCCGACUGAACUUUUUUUGGUCUCUGUAGAUGAGAAUGUAUGUAAUGAUAUCUAAUUCUUUACAAGUAGCGUAGUAUAAUGUUUUAAACAGCAUUUACAUUGCGACGUAUUUCUAUUAAAACAUUCAUAGGCGCAGGCUCAUCAAAUUAAGCUAAUUACUACACUUCUGCUGAAAUAAGUUUCCAGAUUAUAAGAUUAUAACGGUGAUUGUUUUAGCUCAUCACUGCUUCUCAAACAGGGGCGGCACCAGGAAUUUUUUUCAAGGGAGGGGGGCAGACCGUCCUGAAGCUUUAUUCUCACUUGAAUGAUAGGGUAUACGACCCAGAUUUUUCUUUAUUUGACACUUUCAUUUUUCCCCCUUUUCCUCUUCGUGCUCUUUUUUCCUCUCCCCUUUCUUGGAGAAUCAUAGAGUGGUCGCCCCCUCCACAUGACCGCGUACCCCUAUAUUCAGAAAGAAUGAAAUGUAUACAUACACGUAUGUGUUUAAAUUAGUAAAACGGGCUAUAACCCGAUGAAGAAAACUACCUAUUGCAUGAAGAGAAAUACAGUAUGCAUUCAUUCAUUUAUAGAAUAUGCGUAGUAUGCUUAUAGCUAUGUUUUACUUCAAAAGAGCUAAAAUGACAAUUUUGUUGUAAAUAAAUCUAUAUCGUUGUAUGGUAUUAUCUGAGAAAAAUAUUGUAUACUUGUGUGAGAAAAAAUGCAUGUGAACAGUUAUUGAUUUGAAAACAAACUUUGACUUGUGAUUGGAACACUUUGAUUUUUUGAAAAUGUUAUGUAGUGCACUGACCCGUGAGCCCAAACUUUAAGCAUACAAGGUUAGAAAGCAAGCAACGUGUGGUCUCAAUAACUGUGUGCUGUAUAUAGCUGGUCUUGCGAUAACUAUUCAUAAUUCACAGAGUAAAUCCACCCACACAGUUUCAUAAUAUGUAUGGGGGAAGUGUUUUGAGGAAAAAGUACUUGUGUCACUACUUGAUAACAUAAUCAUUGCAGUAUGAAUGUAUUGAGCCGUAAAUUAAUGUGUAUCAUAAAGCUACACUGCUCACAUUGACUAUUUGGGGACUUGAAGUGGUAGUAUGAAUGGAUUGGUUCAUAUUAGUUGUCUUCUAGUACACCUUUCUUCCCAAAGUUAUGCAAUAUCACAGUUAUCACAAUGUCACUUCCGUUGUGAAAAAAAGUAAUAUGACGCGGGUAUUGACCCGUAACAAUAGGCCUGCUUAACUUGAUACAACCUCUAACGAACAUUGUGUUAAUGUCAAAAGAUUUUUUCGCGUUUCGUCGCAUACGACUUACAAGACGACUCCUAUUUUUAUCAAAUAAUAUCAACCCACAAUUUAUUUAUACCGCAUUAUAUAUAUCCUUUCACCUCCCCCUGUUUAUAUCUAAGGCGGCUACAAAAACACUUCCCAAAUCAACUCCAUUUAUUUUGAAUAUUUUGCUCAUGGUGGUAAUUUUAAUUCAUACAGCAAAACUGCACCAUAGAUCUCUUUAUAUUCAUGCUUUGUAUGUAUUGUUGUAUUAUUAUUUUACUUUGAGUUUUGGUACAUUAGGUUUAUUCCAUAAUUUUAUCUGUGAUAAUUUGUGUAAUUAAUCCUGCGAAUGAUCUUGAAGUGAUAUCAUUAUUAUGUAAUUUGUAUUAUGUACCGAUUAUUCAGUCAAAUAAUAUUCUCCCCCUGUACGGUAGAAUGUGUCAUAUCGGAUGAAAUGUUAUUUCGUAGAUGCGGACAUUAUCAAAAAUCUUGUACGUACAGUUUUGGGGAUUGUAGUUAUAUGUCUAUCGCGUUGUCUGGGAUCAUAUAAAAUGGUUUUAGCAUAUUGCUCUGAGGAGCUCCGAGUUCACUUGCUCAAAUUAAUACAUGCGAUUACUUACUUUAGUUAUUUGGGACACUUUUGAUGUUAUCAAAUUGCACUUUGUUUUAAACAUUUAAAUUUAUGGAUUACUAUUGUUUAGAAAUGUAGUGAAACCUAAAAACAACGUUACGAUAGAUGUACAUGUUAUUGUAUUACCUAGUAUUAAGUCUUAUAGGCCUAUUCACAAUAGGAAGGCAACGGAUAUUCAUUAGACAAGAUUUGUAAUCAUAGUAUCACUGAUUCUAGGAAGAGCAAUCACUGAAUUUCCUUUGUUCAAAUAAAGAAGUUGGGCCUAUCACUUAACUUUUGGAACUAUUUGACUGGCGGAAGAAUUUUGGCUAUUUUACCGUUUCAGGUAAUAAAUUGGAUCUCCUCUCGAGAUGUUUUCAUAAGUGUCGAUUAAUUUUCGAAAUGAAACAGUCAACAUAUCCUUUUCCGGUCAGAUAUGGAAUGUCAGAUAAAUUUCCUAACCACUGUAUUAAACAGUAGUCGCUCUAUUUUAAAAUCUUUAUUUUUGAUUUUUUUUUCUAAAGUGCUAGGUCCGUGGUACAGACAAGGCAUAAAGACGGAUGCGCACUAGUUCAUUCGAUCUUAUGUAUAUACACGUGCAGGCUCUUGGUUUGAAAAAAAAAAUGUACGGCCGAUACAACUGUAAAAAAUAAUGCAUUAUGUCACGUUAUUGGGAUCCAUGUGGACAUUUUAUAGAACAGAAAAUGUGUGUAUUUGUCAAUUUGUUCAUAAUAUACGUUGCUUUUGUUCAAAUUUACAUUUAAUCGCCAGUCCACUCCUUCACUCUUAGUAAAUUUAUUUACUACAGUAAGUCGAUGUUUUUAUUUAUCUUGGUUUUGCAUGGCAAAUUACUGACACGAAUUAUAAAGGUGGAUUAGCCCCUCUGAAAAUAUCGCCGACCUUGUUUAUGCUCUGUUUAUAUUUUAUGAUCUCUGACUAUGAGUUAUAAGUAACUAGUUUUAAAAUAUACCAUUUUAAAACCAAACCUAUUGAAAAUGUAGAGAAUACAUUAACUUACUUAAAAAAAAUAUGUAUAGAGAAACAAAUGUUUUGAUAGCAAUAAUACUUGUUUUGCUAGUUGGUAACAAAUCAUUGCAGUAUGAAUACAUUGAACAGUGAAUUAGUGUGAUAUCAUUUAAAGGUCAAGUCCACCCCAGGAAAAUGCUGACUUGAAUAAAUAGAGAAAAAUCAAACUAGCAUGGUGCUGAAAAUUUCAUCAAAAUCGGAUGUAAAAUAACAAAGUUAUUACAUUUUAAAGUUUCGCUUAUUUUUCACAAAACAGUGAUAUGCACAACUAGGUGAGUCAGUCGAUGAUGUCCAUCACUCACUAUUUCUUUUGUUUUUUUAUUGUUUGAAUUAUACAAUAUUUCAUUUUUUAUAGAUUUGACAAUAAGGACCAACUUGACUGAACCAUAUAGUAUUAAACAAUGCUAAUUCUACAUGUUCAGGGAGGAAUUAAUCGUUGUAUCACUUGACAAUGAGGAGAAAAUAAGAAUAUUUCAUAUUUCAUAUAAUAAAAUACAAAAUAAAUAGUGAGUGGAUGACGUCAUAGUCUCCUCAUUUGCAUACCAGCCAGGAUGUGCAUAUAACUGUUUUGUGAAAUUAAGCGAAACUUUAGAAUGUCAUAACUUUCUUAUUUUACAUCCUAUUUUGAUGAAAUUUUCAGUGUUAUGCUUGUUGGAUUUUUCUCUUUUUAUUCAAAUCAACUUUUUGUUGGGGUGGACUUGUCCUUUAAGUCGGCCUUUUGAAUGUUGUAUUAUGGCUUAGCCUAGGAACCUGGCCAGAUUCGAGCAGUUGAGGGCUUGAGAUGGUGCUAUACAAGACUGCUUGUUCGUACUUACACUUAAUACCAAUUGUCUAAGAGGUGAUUUAGACAAUGUUGUUCCAUUUCGGGUUCCUAUUUUUAAUCGAUUGAUCAAGCAGUAUUCUAAUAAAUUACGAAAGGUACACAAAUUAUUAUAUAUAAAUGUAUCUAGUUAAGUUUGGUUAAUGUAGCGAAUGCUAAAAAAGUUUUAUUUUGCAUUGACGCUUGAACAAAAUGUUGACUAAAAGGGGAAGUCCACCCCAACAAUAAAGACGAUUUGACUAAGGAUAAAUUUUAAACGAGCAUAACAAUGAAAAUAAGUGAAGAGUUUGGUUGCAAAAGGGGUUAGAUCCAUUGGACCAUUCUCCCAUAUUGCAAUAUUCUUUAACAUGAGAAACUAAAUUGUCAUGAUGUACUACCCUAUCAUGUGAACAUAAAAUUGGGUAUAAAAGAAAUCUACCUGUCUUCAUUUUUAAAAAUAUUUUUUUGAAAAAAGUUAUCAUUGUGGAUCUAACCCCUUUUGCAAGCAAACUAAAAUGAAUCCAAUCCCUUCUGAAAAAAAAAAUUCUUUGCCACUUUAUUCACGCUUUGAUGUGAAUUUCAGAUUUUAUUUGGCAUCAUCAGAAUGACUAAAAAUCUAUGGGUUUUGAGACCCCCCCAAAAACAAAAGAAAAAACAAUAACAAUGAAAUUUAUGAAAAAUGGAUCUAACGCAUUUUGACAAAUGAGCUCUUCAGAAGAGUUUGGUUGCAAAAGGGGUUAAGUCCACUCUAAAAAAAUAUUUUUUUCAUUCUCCCGUAUUGCAAUAUUCUUAUACAAAACUAAAUUUUCAUGAUACCUUACCAUAUGAACGUAAAAUUGGGUAUAAAAGAAAUCUACCUGUCUUCAUAUUUUUUAAAAUAUUUGUUUUCCAACAUAUUUCUUUGUGGAUCUAACCCCUUUUGCAACAAAACUGAAAUGGAUCUACCCCUUUUUGAAAAAUAAGUGAUUUUUCUUUGCUAUUUUUGUUCACUUUUUAAUAGGAAAUUCAACCUUUCUUUGGUAUCAUCUUAUAGAGCUACUAAAAGUCUAUACAUUGAGACAAAAAAAUAAAAAAUCAAAUUUGAUAAAUAAUGGAUGUAAUGGAUCUAUUUUUUUCAACCGAGCUCUUCAAUUUUUCAAAAUCGAAUAAAAAAUUUCCCUUAAUUUCACAAUACAGUGCGUAUAAAAUAAAACGGGACAGUUUAGAAAAGUCAAUCAAAAUUUCGUUUCAAAUUAUGAUGUCUAUAUUUUGAUGUUAAUAGAUGAUCUGAUGUCUUAUCUUUCAAAUGCUUAAAAAAAUAGUUUCGUUCAUGCUUGAGCAAACACGACGUUUUUGUGAAUGGUUAAAAUAAAUGCUUGCGCCAAAUGGCAGAAAAUUAGAAA
Lytechinus pictus (painted urchin) is the source of this 13116-nucleotide messenger RNA. RefSeq names its product NFX1-type zinc finger-containing protein 1-like. Gene Ontology annotation, molecular function: helicase activity; zinc ion binding. Gene Ontology annotation, biological process: regulatory ncRNA-mediated heterochromatin formation. Lineage: Eukaryota; Metazoa; Echinodermata; Echinoidea; Temnopleuroida; Toxopneustidae. The record is from RefSeq and is a predicted model, not a curated record. Gene Ontology annotation, cellular component: nucleus; nuclear RNA-directed RNA polymerase complex. The coding region runs from base 20 to 6223 and encodes 2067 amino acids. The transcript is spliced from 4 exons.